This is a messenger RNA of Ostrea edulis (European flat oyster), 1996 nucleotides long. RefSeq names its product octopressin receptor-like. Bases 155 to 1297 code for a protein of 380 amino acids. Lineage: Eukaryota; Metazoa; Mollusca; Bivalvia; Ostreida; Ostreidae. Gene Ontology annotation, biological process: neuropeptide signaling pathway. The transcript has 2 exons. Gene Ontology annotation, molecular function: neuropeptide receptor activity. Gene Ontology annotation, cellular component: membrane. The record is from RefSeq and is a predicted model, not a curated record.
UCAUAUUUGUAAUUGAACAAGAUUGCAGCGCAUAAAUCGGUACCUUAGCAAAGCUUAAGAGAUGUGGAUCAGGGGACUUAAAAUCAAGCUAUAUAAUGAAUGGAAGGAAAUCUAUUUGCUAAAUUGCCACGUCACAUUUUGAUGAACAGUGGGCAUGGGCGUGGAAACGCUGCAAGAAACACUACAAGACUGGAACGAUCAACUAUCGCAAAAGUACAUCAUCAGCACAUGCAUUCAGUCCUUCUACUUAGCCAUCGGGUUGAUCGGAAAUACCCUAGUUAUUAUACUAUAUAAAACCAGAAUGGAUUCAAAAAAUGACGACAGAUAUUUUAUUCCCGCAAUAGCCGUAAUUGAUCUCAUUGGGUGCGUUUUCUCCACUACACUUUCACUUCUGAAUAAUGAACGAUCUGUCAUGUUUCCAGGCUCAUUCUCGUGUAAACUCAUCCAGUUUGGCACUUGUGCGUCCAUCAUUGCAUCUCUCUUUAUGCUGUUAGUCAUUUCAAUUCAACGAUUUCAGAAAAUUUGCCGCCCGUUUGGUUUUCAGAUGAACUUAAAUCACAAGCGGAUUGCCACAGCGAUUGCUGUAGGUUUGGCUUGUGGCUUUUCGAUACCGAUGCUGAUUUUAUAUCAGAGAAUUGAGGUACAACAUGAGACCCUGAACAUUACAGGCUACCUCUGCGGAUCCGCCCCCGGGACAGAUGAAUUAGGCGAUAGUACUAGAGCUAUUCUAAUCACUGUCGAGGUAGGGGCCGUUUUCAGCAUGACCAUCUUCUACACAUUGGUGGGUCGAAAGUUGAUCCAACAGUUCAAAAUGUCACGAAAACUGCAAGAUAUCAACUCAGUUUCGAGAACAAGUAACAGUGAAAAUACAGACCGCAGAGCUAUUCAAACUGUUGUUUCGUCAGAGGCAGAAUGGACUGAAAAUUCCAGCAAUGUCAAAAGUGACGGAAAGGAACUUUUCCAGAUUGAUUCGCAGAGCAGAACUGCAAGCAACAAUCGAAAUUACGUGAAACUUAACAAGAAAUCGGCCAGCGGCGGACGCCGAUAUUCGAUAAUGUUCAUGGUGAUAUCUUUGAUUGCUAUCAUAUGUUACAUUCCUCCCUGGACCUUUGUUAUUCUGGAGGCAAAAGACUCUACCUUUUGGAGAAGACUGACAUAUGAGGAGGUACAAGUAUUCCUCGUCAUUCGCCGGUUGUACAUUGUCAACCACAUCGCAAAUCCAUUCAUAUAUGGCUUCUUCGACCCUAAGUUUAGACGAGAAGUGAAAAACGUGUUUUGUAGUUGUAAAUUUAGAUAAUAGAUUUCAAAGAUCUUUUGUGAGAUACACAUUUCAUGUGGUGUAUCAUAGUGUGUAAAAUAUAGAACUCCACAAUACACGAUUCUGAAAAUAACCUACCUACACACCUGCCACUUGAAUACAAUCUUAUAAAUAUGUCUCGGGGUAAAGCUUCAUAUACCCAAAAUGUACGCACAAGAUGUUUCAUACAUCUAACUUAUUGAUUCCAAGAUUUAGAUCUUAGUUUGCUAUACUUAGUGCAGUAGCCAUUGUAACGAGAUUACUUCAUAUCCUUAUCAAAUGGUACUUGUCUUUUUCCCCUGACAUCUUCAACGAGACACGAGCUUUGCACAGAUGACUAAUUUAAUUUGAAAGGCAAAGAGAAAAAUAUAUUUGCAUACCUGUCGUUUACGAAAAUAUUGCAGAUUACAUAAAGUAAUCAGAAGAUAAUUAAUGCUUUGAAUAAACCCAUUCUACAAGAGAUACCAAUGAACUUUGUAAAGUGCGAUCCUAAUGUGGUCCCUUAGAAAUGACUUGAUAUUUUUGGAAGAAAAAUUUACUUCUUUUUGAUGGUCUGUGUAUGUACAGUUUAAAGCAGAUGGUUCUAAUAGAUAUAUAUGACGUCAUAAAUGUGCGCAGUUUCGGAUUCUUAGAAAUUGUCAUGAUAAAAAAGCACAUUCUUUCGGUUUUUUCUUUUCCAUUAAAAAAAAAGUUCCUUGU